CUUCUCGUGAAUUAAGUCGUGCGCUGCCUCCACGGAGCAUCGGCGUCGUGCUGUGCCUUGUGAUGAGAGUUGAGCGGAAGAGAAGGAGUCCGAGAUCUGCUGUUGAGGAUUGAGAUGAUCGUCUCGGCUCUUCUGACGUCGGUGGGGAUCAAUUUUGGCCUCAGCGUCCUCUUCUUCGCCCUCUACUCUGUGCUCCGGAAGCAGUCUUGCAACGUCAAAGUCUACGCCCCGCGGCUCGUGGCAGAGGGCCGCGCCCGACUCCGCGGCCGGUUCAGCAUCGAAACCUUGCUGCCUUCUGCCGGCUGGGUGCGUAGGGCAUGGCAGCCCACCGAGGAAGACCUCUACAACUCGUGCGGCCUCGAUGGAGUCGUCUUCAGUCGCAUAUUCGUGUUCAGCUUGAGGGUUUUUUCUCUUGCUGCAAUCAUAGGAAUAUUCGUUCUCCUUCCUGUUAAUUACUUGGGCGAUCACCUUCGGAAUAUCGACUUUUCUGAUCUUCCCAACAAGUCUCUUGAUUUGUUCACUAUCUCAAAUGUGAAAGAUGGCUCUAAUUGGUUAUGGUGUCAUUUUUCUGCUGCAUACAUAAUAACAGGUGUUAUGUGUUACCUUCUGUAUGCUGAGUAUAAAUAUAUAGCAGAGAAGAGGAUUGCCUACUUUAAUGCUUCAAAACCACAGCCACAACAUUUUACUGUCCUUGUUCGUGAUAUUCCUUUGCAUGCUGGGAAUUCUUUAAGUGACACUGUUGAAGCAUUUUUUACAGAGUAUCAUCCAUCAGACUACCUGUCCCAUACUGUGGUUUGCCGAACAAGCAAGCUUCAAGGUCUCAUAACAGAUGCUGAGAAGGUCUAUAGGAAACUCACCCACCUGAAAUCAACUUCCAGUUCCUCACAAAAUCAAAAUCGUAGUGGCUUCUUUGGGAUGUUUGGAAAACGUGUUGAUCUUGUGCGUGAUUAUUCCAAGAAAUUGGAAGAUAUAGAACAGAAUGUCAGAUUAGUGCAGUCAGACUCACGGAGAGAGGAAGUCCCUGCUGCUUUUGUUUCCUUCAAAUCUCGAUAUGGUGCAGCUAAGGCUCUUCACAUCCAACAAUCUGUCAAUCCCACUGAAUGGGUGACAGAAUGGGCUCCUGAGCCUCGUGAUGUAUACUGGCCUUUUUUCUCUACAUCGUUCAUGCAAAGAUGGAUUUCCAAGUUGAUCGUCUUUGUGGCAUCAGUUCUAUUAGUAAUUUUGUUCCUUUUAGUGGUUGCUUUUGUUCAAAGUUUAACUUACUUGGAGGAAUUGGAGGCUUUGUUUCCUUUUUUGGGGAAGAUAUUGAAAAUAACUGUCAUCAGUCAGGUUGUAACAGGUUAUCUACCGAGCCUAAUUCUUCACUUGGUGGCAGCUCUUGUACCACCUAUAGUGAAGCUUUUCUCUGCAAUGCAAGGAUAUGUUGCCGUUAGUCAGAUUGAGAAAAGUGCAUGCAAAAAAAUGCUUUUGUUUACAAUAUGGUUCCUAUUUUUUGCAAAUGUGCUCACCGGAUCAGUUACAAGUGAAAUAGAGUUUUUAUUUGAUCCAAAAACUAUUCCUUCAAGGUUAGCUGUUGCGGUGCCUGCACAGGCUUCAUUUUUCAUUGCUUAUGUGGUAACAUCAUGGACUAGUUUAUCUUGGAAACUCAAUCGUACAAUCCCUCUUAUCAGUGAUUUCAUUUCAAGGCACUGUUGCAGGAGAAAAGAUGACAAAUUUGAAAUACCAUCUAUCCCAUACUACAGUGAAAUACCAAGGAUUCUAUUAUUUGUGCUUCUUGGGCUCACUUACUUUCUUUUAGCUCCAAUGAUACUGCCAUUUAUCUUGGUUUUCUUCUGCAUCGGUUACAUUAUCUACAGGAAUCAGCUGUUAGAUGUUUACCAACCCAAGUAUGACACAGGCGGCAGGUUUUGGCCUGUGGUGCAUAAUUCUACCAUCUUCUCUCUAGUACUGAUGCAUAUCAUUGCAGUUGGUAUAUUUGGAGUGAAAAAGCUACCCGUUGCUGCAAUCCUAAUUGUGCCUCUUCCAGUGCUUACCCUCUUGUUUAAUGACUAUUGCCGAAAGCGAUUUCUUCCUGUUUUCCGCAAAUUCUCCGCCGAGACUUUGAUAAAAAGGGAUAGAGAAGAUCUGAGCGAGCCAGCAAUGGGUGAGUUCUUGGACGAGCUUGUGACUGCAUACCGCGAUCCAGCAUGGAUGCCUAUUCAUCAUUUGAGCUCGGAUGGUGAGCAUACUUCUCCAUUACUCUCGUGAAAAAGUUCAAGAACAAAAAAGAAUCCCGGCUUCGCAUUGCUAUGCGGAAUGUAGGCUGUCAUGGUGUUUAUAUAUGUUUUCCAUUUGGGAAUUAUUGUACUAAACAAUCCUAUUGUUCAUGGCUGAUUGCCAUUAUGUAUAAUCAUCAUGUUCUUGUAAACAUAUUUUUGAUUGUUAAUAAGUUGUGCCUUUAGAUUA
Zingiber officinale is the source of this 2445-nucleotide messenger RNA. RefSeq names its product CSC1-like protein HYP1. The transcript has 10 exons. Gene Ontology annotation, molecular function: calcium-activated cation channel activity. Bases 115 to 2247 code for a protein of 710 amino acids. Gene Ontology annotation, cellular component: plasma membrane. The record is from RefSeq and is a predicted model, not a curated record. Lineage: Eukaryota; Viridiplantae; Streptophyta; Magnoliopsida; Zingiberales; Zingiberaceae.